CUCCGAACAUGAUUAAUCGGCAAAUUAUGUUAAUUGACUUGACUGAAGUGUUCUGAAUUCGUUUCGUGUCGUCGUCUUCUGUGCUUCUGUCGUGUGCCUCACAAAUUAAAUUAAAGAAAUUCUCCAAAGGAGUCGGACGGCGAGAAAAAUUUUCAAUUGGAAGAAACAGAGAAGCCGUCAUCGUGUGAUCGACCCUAAUAAAAGUUAAUCAACCAAUCAUCACGAAAACGCAGGGAGGACUGUUCACAGCAACAGCAAAACGAUGAGACGGAAAUAUUUGGGAUUAUUUUCGGUUCUUUUGGUAUUGAACUUUGCUUAUUGUCAACAAGAGUUUGUCGAUGGAUAUGAACCCGAUUCGGAGGAAAUUCUGGGUGACGACGAUGUUGCUACCGUUGAGAACGUAGAUGAAGAAAUCGUUUACGAAAGUCCAAAAUACGAUGCGAGUAAAUUCCAUUUCGUAGAUCAUUUUGACGAUAUUGAAAAAUCGGAAAAAUCCUGGACUCGUUCUCAAGCCAAGAAAGAUGACAUUGCUGAAGAAAUUGCCAAGUACGAUGGUGUCUGGAAGUUUGAAUCUCCGCAAAGAAUUGUUUGGAAGGAUGACAUUGGUCUCGUUUUAAAAUCCAAAGCCAAACAUGCUGCAAUCUCAUCACCUCUGAAAAAACCCUUCAAGUUUGAAGAUAAACCACUUGUAGUUCAAUAUGAAGUCACAAUGCAGGAAGGUCAAGAAUGCGGAGGUUCAUACAUAAAGCUUUUAUCUUCUGGAAAGAAUACUGAAGAUCUUAAAAAGUUCAAUGACAAGACCCCAUACACUAUCAUGUUCGGCCCAGAUAAAUGUGGAAAUGACAUCAAAUUGCAUUUCAUUUUCCGUCAUGUUAAUCCCAUUAAUGGCUCCAUAGAAGAGAAACACUGCCGCAAACCCAAGGAACGUUUAGAAGAACCAUUCAAAGAUAAAUUGCCUCAUUUGUAUCAACUAAUCGUGAAGCCAGACAAUACAUUCCAAAUAAGCGUUGACCAUAAAGUUAUUAAUGAGGGUUCGUUGCUUAACGACUUCAAUCCGGCAGUUAAUCCACCAAGUGAAAUCGAUGACCCAACUGACAAAAAACCAGAAGGAUGGGAUGAACGUGAAAAGAUUCCUGAUCCAGAUGCAGAAAAACCUAGCGAUUGGGAUGAAGAUGCACCACCACAAAUUCCCGACCCAUCAGCAGCUAAACCCGAGGGUUGGUUGGACGAUGAGCCUGAAAUGAUCCCCGACGCUAAUGCGCUCAAACCUGAAGACUGGGAUACAGAAAUUGAUGGUGAAUGGGAAGCUCCUCUGGUGGAUAACCCUGUGUGUGAGAAGGCUGUCGGAUGCGGACCAUGGAAAGCACCUCUUGUUCAGAACAAGGAAUUCAAAGGCAAAUGGCGUGCACCUUUGAUAGACAAUCCAAACUACCUCGGCAAAUGGAAGCCACGUCGCAUUCCAAACCCUGAUUUCUUCGAAGAUCUUAAUCCAUUUGCAAUGACUGCUAUUUCAGCUGUAGGUAUUGAGUUGUGGUCAAUGUCAAGCGAUAUUUUGUUUGACAACUUGAUCAUCACAGAUGAUAUUGAAGUGGCAAAGGACUUCUCUUCAAAAACCUUCGACAUCAAGAGGAAAUAUAUUGACAAAGAAUCGGAGACAUUUUUGAACAAAAUGAUGCAGUAUUUGUAUGAAAAUCCUUGGGUUUGGCAAAUAAGUAUUGUUCUGCUAGGAACACCGCUAGUAUUUUCCUUGUAUAGACUCAUUAGUGGCUCGAAAAAGGACUCUGCAGAAAAUAAAAAAACCGAUGAAGUUACUCCAGAUGACGACAAUGAGGAAAAGAAAGAUAACCAAACUCAUGCUGAUAAAGAAAGCAAGAAACCAUCUAGUCCCAAAGCUAAGAAGGCUGAUUUAGAAGUUAAGAGCACUCCAGACCAAACACCGCCCAACAGUGCGGCUAGUAGUGAAGAAGAAGAACAGGAGGAGCUAGUUGUGGAGAGAGAAGAGGAAGCUGGAAAGCAAAAUUCCGAAGCUGCCCAAGAGACUGAAGAACGAACAACGCCCCCAGCCGCUGAAGGUACUCGAAAGCGUAGGCCACGCAAAGAUUAGCAAACUUAAUUUCCAGUUGUUUACUUUUUGUUUUCUUAUUUUUUUUAAAUAAGGCUCUAUUUAAAUAAUAUGAAUUUCAAAAGAGAAAACAAAACAAACAAACAAAAACCUAUUGAUAGAUAUUUAUAUACAUUUAAAAUUGAUACAUUUUGUUUAAGUGGGUUAACGAGCAUAAAAUGAAAGGGCAAACUAUGUUUUAUACUAUCUAAACGACAGGUCGUCGCUUUUUAGUAUAUUUACUAUACUAUAUAGACUACUUUAUAAGAAUGUAUUGAUUUUAUAAUUUAAUUUCAUUUAAAUGCAGCAAUUUAGUGUUAGUUUCAAUUUUGAAGUGUUUUUUCAUAGAAUGCUACAAACAAAUAAAAACAAAAUAUUAAACAAACAAAUAAAACCACCAAAUUACAAACAAACAAAAAAAGAAAUUUAUUUAGAAAUGUUUGAGCUGGUGGGUGGGAAAUUUACUAAAAGUUGUCUGACGAUUAGUUUUCUUUUAACUUAAUUUGUGAUAAAUACUUUGAAACACGAAUAAAGCUUUCAAAAAGAACACUA
This is a messenger RNA of Eupeodes corollae, 2653 nucleotides long. It is a transcript of the gene Cnx99A, whose product is annotated as calnexin. The transcript is spliced from 12 exons. Gene Ontology annotation, cellular component: endoplasmic reticulum membrane; endoplasmic reticulum. Gene Ontology annotation, biological process: protein folding. The record is from RefSeq and is a predicted model, not a curated record. Gene Ontology annotation, molecular function: calcium ion binding. NCBI's taxonomy places the organism in Eukaryota, Metazoa, Arthropoda, Insecta, Diptera, Syrphidae. The coding region runs from base 263 to 2104 and encodes 613 amino acids.